This is a messenger RNA of Bolinopsis microptera, 1303 nucleotides long. RefSeq lists its product as uncharacterized. The record is from RefSeq and is a predicted model, not a curated record. The coding region runs from base 10 to 990 and encodes 326 amino acids. The transcript has 9 exons. NCBI's taxonomy places the organism in Eukaryota, Metazoa, Ctenophora, Tentaculata, Lobata, Bolinopsidae.
AAUUUGAGGAUGAAGUUGUUGGCAGGUUUGUCUCUUCUCCUGAUAACUAUAUCAGCUGGUCCUACUCCUGAAUACCAAGCUGGAGACCAACCAGACACCCCUGACUCCCAGACCAAACAAUGGAAGCAGAAUAAAAAUAAGAACAACGUAGAUGAGCCAGCAGAAGCACAUAAAGUACCAGAGACUAAGAAAAACUCUACCCAAACCCCAACUGUGAACACAAAUGACAAGCCGGCCGGUAACAGUACUACCGCCCCGGAAAUUCACUGCAGCAGCCUGGUCUCCUCCAUUGCCAGCAGCGGGAUCACCCAGAACUGCACUGUCCACGAGGAUUGUAUGGGAGCUUGCUGCAAGCUGACCCUGCUUGCUCACGAGAUGUCUUAUAACUUCUCUGUGAAACCUUGCGAGAGUCCGUCAGUGCAGAUCGAGUUCAAUGUCACUGACAUUGAGGGAGCAACAAUCAAGAAAGACUACAAGACUUCAGACUCAGUGACGAUACCCAAGGGAAACAUGAGUUACGCGGGGAUAUACGAGACUGAGUCCAGUCUGGAUAUUGUUCUAGAGAAGGUUCUAGACAUCACUCACUUCAGGCUCGAUUUUGGAGUGCACUACCGAGUGCUGAAGAAGGACCCUCUGAAGUCUCUCUUCACUCACACACUGAUACCCAUGCUCACACUGCAGUUCUCUAAAGAUCUUUGUGUCAUCCCUACAGAACCACCCGCCACGGAGCCAAUGAGCAAUGGUGACCAAGACGAAAAGUAUUUCGGAGUGAUACCCAAGGAGUACGUCAAGGACAAGACCAAGCUGGCUCUGGUGGGCACUAUCGUAGCACUUGCAGUGGUUGUUCUCAUCGGAUUGAUAUACUUCAUUGUUGCCAAGAAACGGGCUGAAGGAAAUUUCUACAGAACGUACGUAUCAACGGACGAAAACAGGCACCUCACCAAAGGAAACGAUGGAUUCGAACCAUUGGACGACUCAGACAUCGAUUGAAGGGGUCAAUUCUCAUAAAUGUUUUAUCUAAAAAUGAGUAGGAUUGCUGGCUCAGUCCGAGAUUUUUAAAUAUUCAGAUAUAUUUCCGGUUCAGACGUGAUUGUUGAUAAAGAUAUAUUUAUUCUUGAUUUUCUUUUUAUCUAAUGAAACUCUGAGGGAGCGAAAUGUUACAUAAUUGAAUGUCGGAGAUGAGAAAAUUGAGUGAUUAUGUUUUCACUGGAAAGCUCUCCGAAAACUUUUGAUGCAUUGCAAUCAAUUUGAUGUUAUUACUAUUAGGGUACUUUAGAAUUAGAAAUGUUGAGAAUUUUAUCAA